Anopheles bellator is the source of this 2608-nucleotide messenger RNA. RefSeq lists its product as uncharacterized. The record is from RefSeq and is a predicted model, not a curated record. Lineage: Eukaryota; Metazoa; Arthropoda; Insecta; Diptera; Culicidae. The transcript is spliced from 2 exons. The coding region runs from base 13 to 2574 and encodes 853 amino acids.
UAUGCGAACACAAUGUACGAAACGUACGUGUCCCAGCCGUCGCUACGCAUCCGUGAACCACUGCAUCAAAUUUCGUUCGACACAAGGUAUCACGAAGGUCUGUUUCGGAUGGCACAAACAAUGCCUCUAAACAGCGCGGAACAGUUCACUGCCUACCGGAGCAAGCUAAGGGGUGCUGGCGUGAAGCAACUCUGCUUUGUCGACAUGACGCAGAAUAACUGCGUGCUGGACGAUCAAAACGAAAUAGUAGCAAAAGUAAAAUCACGGUUCAACAACUGGUCCGCCAAACUGAACAAGCUGACCGAAUAUCUUACGCGAUCGCAGCGUAUUCGCGAGAAAAAGAGGAACCGUGAACGUGAGAUGCUGCGUAAGGCGGUGCUGGAAGACUCGAACCUGCAGAGCAUAAAUAGCGGUAUGUUGCAGAAUGUACAGGCAAAAUUGAUCGACGAGCUGUUACUUCCUAGCGAACACGGAGUGCUACCAAUUUUGCGUCACUUUCAGUUCAACGAAGAUUCAUUGAAUCGACGUUACAAAACUGGAAAAUACCUUUCAAAGAGACCGUUACCAGCUCAUGUCGCUAUUUUCGCCAACAGUGGCAGACCGAGUUCAAGAGAAGUUAGCUUGAAUUCUUCUAUCGUUUCUGAUAUCAGCAUUAAUGCAUCAGCAUCACGCACCAGUUUGGUUAACCAAACUGAAAAUGUUGGCGUGAAUCAACCGUCUGAGAUGGCGCCGAGAGAGAGUGCGCCGACUACAUCGAAAAAUGUGCUAAUGGGAAUUGAACCAUUGCAGCAGAGAUCAGUCCUUUCUGUAAGUUGUGGCACACCAAAAGCAACUACAACCGUCGAUCGUCGCCUCAAUUCCCAAAGCCCAGCUAGAAAAGCACAGGAAAAUAGACCAAACAAUGAGUCCACGUCUCAAACGACCCCAGUAGAAACUAAUGUUGCCGCACCGAACACGGAAGCGGACAGAGUUUGCGGUAAACCUCGCAGUUAUUUCACACUACGGUUCAUGAAACAGAACACUAACGUUUACGAUUUGCUUCAAACAUUUUAUCAGUCACUGCAAGGCGUCAAGUUGAGCGACGCUGAGUUGGAGACAUUCGUAGUGAAGUAUUACAAGAAAUUCCGUAACUUGUUCGCGGCGAACCAAUUACCACAGGGCUUACGUUUGUUGACAGCAGAAGAACGAGCACAGCGAGCGCACCAACGGAAAUCGGAAACUAGUGCGGCUCGAAAGGAAACAGUAGAGCAGAGUCUUGAAACAACCCGGUCUCGGCAAUCGCCUGACAAUUCUACUGUUUGCCCACCACCACCGAAAAGACAUUGCCCGCAAACUAAACCCCUUCCGUCGCGAAAAAGACCCAUCGUUUACGCUGAAGAUUCACUGAACGACAAUGAACUGGUUAUUACUGACCCUACUACUAACCCCGUGGCUACACAAGAAUUAGAAACACCCGAUUCGAUGAACUUUCUACCGACGAUUUGUUCCACACAAAAUACGGAUAACCUCACCCUGCACGUGGAGGCGGGUCAAGGCCCUGUUCCCGGUGACGAACACACAUAUGCUAACAUAUUGCCGGCCAGCAUGGAAACGUUGCCUAUGGAAACCUGCGUCCCGAUCGUAACCGCGAUCAAAACGGAGAGUACGAAUGAGCCAAUAAAGGUCGAACCAAACACCCAAUCAGAAAACAAUACCUCGGGCUACGAAGAAUACGUUCAAGUGAUCAGCCAACCGGAGGAGGAGAUUAUCGAAAUUGAUGAUACAUGUUCAGAGUCAAUCAUUGACUAUGCUCCAACGACAGAUUCAACUAGCUUCCGGUUACUCACGAAUGCACUGUUCCGGCCACCGGAAAACGCUGCCGGCUUGUCGCAGGGUAGCAGACAAAAUUUGAAUGUUCCUGAAUCAUCCCUUUCGCUAGAUCUUCACUACUUGACAUCGAUUCAUAAGCGGAAGCGUCGAAGAUAUGAACAACUUCCUUUCCGAUUAACGUCGCACACACCUCUUGGCCAUGAUCCUCACCAACGCUUCGAAUUUCUAACACAAUUGAGCAUUGCCUCGUUCCGGUACACCAGUCGCCCCAUCCGUUGGACACACUGUAACGAUCUGCAGCAAAAUAGGCUCACGGUGAAUAUACACCACCGCGUAUCCGGUCAUUACUCCGUCAGCGUGUGCGAUCAAGACGUUCGGGUACUGCUGGGUCUUCCGGAGGGCGGUCGAAGCUGGAAUGCUUUGGUGGCCGCCCUGCGACACACCGAACGGUUUCGUUAUGGGGCUAAAGAACCGACGGAUGAGUACUAUCGGCAGCCGUUCGUAGAGAAAGUACUGAGGCUUUACCUUGAUAGCGUUCCAGUGUGUACGGGAGAUGGUGGCACGAUGCUCGUUCUAGACGAAAGAUCUCUUUCAAACAGUGAUCUGGGUGCCUGUGCUUUGCGUCUAGAAGAGUUCGACUACUAUCAGCACUCAGGAAGAAAUCGUGCCAAAGCCGCCGCGAAUGUUGACAACUUGGCUAGGUACUUAUUACCGGAUGUUGCAGAAAAAAUGAAGGAUUGGAAGAGCAAACAUCUUUCGCCGUGAAAAUGGAAGUCGAUGGUUGUAUGGUUUUUUGUUU